Molecule: messenger RNA, 2549 nt
Organism: Seriola dumerili (greater amberjack)
Lineage: Eukaryota; Metazoa; Chordata; Actinopteri; Carangiformes; Carangidae
Product: nuclear factor 7, ovary-like
Exons: 1
Coding region: 278-1804 (508 amino acids)
Molecular function (GO): protein binding; zinc ion binding
Source: RefSeq, a predicted model, not a curated record
AUACUGUUUUAAUAUCAGCUGUUCCCCCACGGUUACUACCCCAACUCCAGUCAGCCCUUAGCUGCUUCCUAGACGUGACAUACCUCCGCCAAGGCCAAUGUCAAACAACAUAAACCAGACUUCAGACAAGAAGAUUCAAAUUCUUAGUAAAUAAUCCAUAUUUUAACCAAAAUGUAAAGGGUUAUUCCCUGGCCCAUGAUCCAUCCCUCCACCAAGUUCAGUUCAAAUCGGUACAGUACUUUUUGCAUAAUCCCGCUGACAAAUAAACAGGUGAAACAUGACCUCCCUAGCGCAGGUAAAUGACUGUAUAACAGUAGGUGGCGAUAAUAAUCCGCAAUUUGCCAUUAAAACUUCUGAAGAAGGGAAGAAGAAAAACAGGAAGAGGCGGCAUAACAAAAUGGCUUCCAGUUGGUCGGCCCCAGCCCUAGAGCUCUCCUGUCCGGUCUGCCAGGACAUCUUUAAAGAUCCCGUCCUGCUUCCUUGCAGCCACAGCUUCUGUAACGUCUGUGUUCAGCAAUGGUGGAGAACCAAACAAACACGAGUGUGUCCCGUUUGUAAAGCAGUGUCUCCUCGGUCUAAUAUACCGCCUCGGAACCUGGUGUUGAAGAACCUGUGCGAGGCUUUCCUGCUGGAAGUGGAGUCAGGCGUUGUCUGCCGCCUGCACACGGAGAGACUGAAGCUCUAUUGCGUGGACCACCAGACACCUGUUUGUAUUGUCUGCAGAGACUCGAGCCAGCACAGAAACCACACAUUUACACCCGUGAACGAAGCUGCAGAGUUUCACAGAAACGGCCUGCUGAAGCGCCUGGAGCCCUUACGGGAGAAAGUGAAACUAUUCCAUGAAGUGAAAGCGAAAUGGGAGAAAACAGAUGAAGACAUUAAGAACCAAGCUGGGGAAACAGAGAGGAAGGUAAGAGAGGAGUUCAGGGUGCUUCGGACGUUUUUGCAAGAGGAGGAAAAUGUUAGGAUUGCAGCACUGAAACAAGAAGAGAUGCAUAAAAGAGGGAUGAUGAAGGACAAAAUCUCAGUUUUGAUCAGAGAAAUAAACGCUAUGGAAAGUACCAUCAAAACCAUAGAGGAUGGGCUUACAGACGAUGACACAUCUUUCCUGAUAAAAGUCGAUACUCUGACGAAAGAAACUCAGCGCCCCCUGCCGGAUGAUCCACGGCAUGUAACGGGAGCCCUGAUCAACGUUGCCAAAUACCUGGCAAAUAUUAGCUUCAGCGUCUGGUGCAAAAUGAUAGAGAAAGUGUCAUACACCCCUGUGAUCCUGAACCCAAACACUGCCCAUGAAGAGCUCCACCUGUCUGAGUGUUUGACCAGUGUGACAUGUGGACCCAAACAGCCUCUAGCUUCAACCCCAGAGAGGAUGGAGCAGCACCGCUGCGUCCUCGGAUUUGAGGGCUACAGCUCAGGGACUCACAGCUGGAUCGUGGAGGUUGGAGACAGUCAAGUAUGGGCACUGGGUGUGAUAGCACAGGACGCUCAGAGGAUGGGAAACAUACUCUCUGGGUUAUGGAUGCUGAGGUUCUGCCACGGUAAAUUCACAGCAUUCUGCCCAUCACGUCCAGGCUCUGUCCUCCCCCUGAAGGACAGGCCUCAGAGGGUCAGAGUUUACCUGGACUGGGAGAAAGGAAAGCUGUCCUUCUUGGAUCAACAAACUGACACAGUCUUACACACCUUCACACACACAUUCACCAGCAAGCUGUUUCCAUACAUCAACACCUGGAGUGACCUUCCACUGAAGAUUUUACCCAUGAAACUCUCUGUAACAGUCACGAACCUGUUAAAGAAUUGCAGAUAAGAAGAGAAUCCAUUAAGAAUUAAUGAGCAAAACAAUCAAGUGUUGAAAUUAUUGAUAUGUUUUUCUUAUUUAUAUUGGUCUUUGAAGACAGAUUUUUGUUUCAACUUUUUUAUAUCUGUCAUUGCAAUAACAAAAGUAAUGUGAUACAAUGGAGGAAAACAGAACUUAAACAAAAAUCUAAAGAAUUAAGGUUAUGAAUACUGCAUUGAAUACUGCAACUUAAACACCAAAAAAUAUAUACUGUACAUCAACAACCAGUGUUGGUCAAUGAUGCAGUAGCAUGGGGUGUAUUUAAUAAUGGUAAUAAUUUACACAUAUCCCUGAAUAUACUUAAUGUAAAAUACACAAAUUGAGAAAUUAAGCAGUAACUGACAACUUAGUUAAAAUAACCUGUUAUAACUAUAUCAACACUGUCAAAGCCAGAAACCUGUGAGAAUAAUGCUUCAUUGGGGACAUUUCGCACUGAUCAAAUGGUAGCAAUUCACUUAAACUUAUUUGCACACCUAUCAACGUUUUUGCCUUUAUAGUUUUAUUUAUAUUGCGCAUAGAUUAAGUUUCUUUAUAGGGUGUUGGUUCCUUGGUGGUAAGGUAGUGCAGCAUUGAACAGUGCUGUACAGGUAACGUUUUGAUUGAAUGUAUCUUGUUUUUGUUUUCUCUCACUGCUCAAGUGCCUUUGCAUUUGUUAAGAUUUGACAAUUAUUUGUUAUUGUACUUUAUUGAGCCAUGGUUGCCUUAUUAAAACUAC